This is a messenger RNA of Coffea arabica (coffee), 738 nucleotides long. RefSeq lists its product as uncharacterized. Gene Ontology annotation, molecular function: nucleic acid binding; RNA-DNA hybrid ribonuclease activity. Lineage: Eukaryota; Viridiplantae; Streptophyta; Magnoliopsida; Gentianales; Rubiaceae. The record is from RefSeq and is a predicted model, not a curated record.
AUGGUGGCAAAGGAGAGAGAUGCAGGAAGGGAACACAUUUGUCUCACAGUGAACUUACUAUGGCAAAUAUGGAAGUCUAGAAAUCAAGCUCAGUUUAACAGAGAAAAAGCAUGCCCAGGGAGAACAGUGAUGAAGUUAGUUCAUGAAUGGAAUGAAUAUGAGGCAGCUCAGCGAGUAGAUAGAGAGGAUGAGAAGGAGGAAAGGGACCAGCAGGAAGUACCGACAGAGUGGUUGCCUCCAACAAAGGGGUUUGUUAAGCUGAAUAUAGAUGCAGCGUUAAGUACGGCAACAGGGAAAGUAGGGUGGGGAGUGAUUGCAAGGCAAGCAGAUGGAGGGAUCCUGAGAGCUUGGGCUGGCAGUGGAGAAAGAUAUACUGAAGCCAUGGCGGAGGAAGUUAAUGCAAUUCGAACAGCACUUAUUAAAGUUGGAACAAUGGGAUGGAGAAAGAUUGAAAUCCAAUCAGAUUGCAAGGGAGUGGUGGAAAAAAUCAAGACAGGUUGUAGGAAGGACCCGAAGAUUGGAGCAAUCAUAGAAGAUAUCCUUAGGUUGGGAAACCAAUUUGCUGAAUGUUACUUUUCCUUUGUCAGAAGGGAAGGGAACUGUGUGAGUCAUCAUUUGGAAAAAUUUGCCAUUCAAGUGACAAUUGAUGUAGAUUGGGAAGAGUCUUUCCCAGUUUGGUUAGUAAAUUUAGCCAAACAAGAUGUAAAGCAGUUGCUCAACCUGCAACUUGAGUGUUAA